AUGUCUUACAAAUAUUAUGAGGCCUUCGUAUCCUCCAAGAGUAAAUCUAUUCCGUGUUGCAAUAGUCUAAACUGCAAUCUCUGUUUAGGGAAAUACUACGUCUAAAUCUAAUAGGAUGACAUCAAUCUCAUUGAUAGAUUGAUUUAGGAUAAAUUGCAAAGCAGAAUGGCAGAGAUCUAAUCGAACAUAAGAAUCAAUACAAUUGAUUAAUUUUUAGAUUAUCAUCAACGCAAGUACAACUACCAACUCAUUUAUCUAUUUGAAAAUCUCACCAAAGGCAAACCUGGGUCACAAAUCAAUUUCAACUUUAGGUAUAAAAAUAAUGGAACCAUUGAUUGGCCCAAAGAUACCUAUUUUAAAUGUAUGGAGCCUGGAGAAUUCAAAGAACUGAUAUCAUAAGUUACUCCCCUGCCAUCUGGAGCUGAAGCAACAUCAGAAAUUUCAUUCAAAAUACCCCUAAUUGCACAAGGAGAAUACAAGACUUGGUGGCGUUUAUGUUGCAAAAGGAACCAAGAAGAAGUCUUAUUUGGUCCUACUAUUGAAAUUCCCUGCAUAGUCGAAGAGUCCAUAGAUGCUGCCAACUAUCUUCUGCUCAAAGAACUUUAAAACAAAGGCCCUUCGUGGACAGACCCUUUAGAUUUUAAUAAGGCUCCCAUGGUGCUCAAAGAAGCCAAAGACCAAAAAUUAGACAUGGAUUAACUAUACAUUUUGUUAUUAAAGGAGCAAAAUUGA
This is a messenger RNA of Paramecium tetraurelia, 732 nucleotides long. RefSeq lists its product as uncharacterized. The record is from RefSeq and is a predicted model, not a curated record. NCBI's taxonomy places the organism in Eukaryota, Ciliophora, Oligohymenophorea, Peniculida, Parameciidae. The transcript has a single exon.